Messenger RNA from Octopus bimaculoides (California two-spot octopus), 4662 nucleotides. Its product is annotated as nephrocystin-1. Lineage: Eukaryota; Metazoa; Mollusca; Cephalopoda; Octopoda; Octopodidae. Gene Ontology annotation, molecular function: protein binding. Gene Ontology annotation, cellular component: cilium; cytoplasm. The record is from RefSeq and is a predicted model, not a curated record. Gene Ontology annotation, biological process: protein localization involved in establishment of planar polarity.
AGGUGGCGCGUUGUUAAUAACGCUUCGCCUUAACAACGUGUAAACUUUGUUCGAGUUUUUGUAAAGAAUGUUAAUACGAACAGAUAGAUCCACACACACACAUAUAUAUAGAUAGAUACACACACACACAGACAUAUAAAGACAUACAUUGGCGCGAGCAUCCACGUUUAUUCAUUCAUAUAUUCGUACACAAACUUGCGCCCAACUUCUACAUACACAGGCGUAAUAAUGUUGGGCAAGACACCAGUUGCGCUUCAGACUUUAUCGAAUUCGUAUGAUAAAUUAAAAAAAGAUACAGAUUUGUUUCUAAAGAAGUUUAAAAAGUUUAAGAAGUUGAAUCCGGACGUCAAGGAGUCGGAAAAUGUUUCGGCGUUAAGCGAAGAAUGUAAAAGUUUAGCGAACGAGCUGGAAAGUUUAACGAAGGAAAUUAAUUUACUUGAAAAUAAAGAUCCGAAGCAACAGAAGAAUUUCGAUUCCAAGAAAAAGAGCCUUCUAAAAAAAGUGGCCACCCAACAGAAACUAGUAUCAGAUACUUACGAUGUUAUUGUUCAACAAACAACACCAGAAGAAAGCGAAGUUAGCAGAAAAGUUGAAAGUACCAAGGAUAGAGAUACGGGGGAAAAGGCGGCAGCGAAACGCAUCACGACAAAGAAAAAGCAAAAGGAGAUUUCUGAGAAGCAAAAUCGAUCGAAGAAAGAAAACAAUAAUAACAGUAGUAAGAGAGAUUCCCAGUCUGGAAGCACCAUUUCCGGGAAAAGUAUUGCAGGAGAUUCUGAAAAAGAAAUAAACGAAGAUAUAUCUGAAAAUGUGGACGAGUGUGAUGAAAGCAAUGAUGAUGACGACGACGAUGAAGACGAUGGUGACAAUGAAGAGGAUGAUAAUGACGAAGAGGAAGAAGAGGGCGCAGCUAGUACUAGUGCCACUGCUAGCACGAGUGGCCCAGCUAGUAGUACUAGCGUUGCAGUUACAGAGGAUGAAGAUGUUGGUAAGGUAAAGUCUUUUAAAAGUAGCCAUUCUUCUUCGAAAUCCAAGUCGAAAAUUUUGAAUCAGAAAUCGAAAUCUGAGAAAAGCCCCACUCAAGUUGUUCCCACGCCAGAUCCUCACGAGGGACAAGCAGCAGCAGCAACAACCACAGAAAGUGAAAGUUCCGUGACCAACCAGAAGAAGAAAGGUUUGAAAUCAAAGUUAAUCGCUGACAUGAAAUCAGUUUUGAAACAUAAUCUUCAUCAUAAAGAGAAAUUACCUUCGAAAACUAAGGAACUCUUGGAAGAGGAAGAUGAAGGAAAGAAGGAGGAGAAAGAUGAAGGAAAGAAGGAGGAGGAGGAGGAGUCAGAUGAAGAAGAGGUGGAGGAGGAGUCUGAUGAAGAAGAGGCAGAGGAGGAGCUGAGUAAAGUGGAUGAGGAAAAAGAGGAUUCUACAAAUGAGGAAGAUGAUGAUGAGGAGGAGGAGGAGGAGGAGUCUGAUGAAGAAAUGGAACUUCCUACGAAGUAUUUUAUUGCAUUAUCAAAUUAUGAGAAAGAAGAGACAAGUGAUCUGAGUUUUAAGAAAGGUGAAGUUCUAAAAAUAGUGCAGGCCCAUCGAAAUGGUUGGUGGCUUGCUGAGAAUAAUGAUGGUUUUCAAGGCCUGGUGCCCAGCACCUAUCUGCAGAUGAGGUCUCCUACUGAUGAUGAGGAGGAGGAAGAAGAGGAUAGCGCUGAAGAAUCAAGAAAAGACGAAGGAGAAAGUGACAGUGAUGAUAACUCUGAGGAAGAAGAGAAAGAAAAUGAAGAGGAAGAAGACUCAGAUAUAGAUGAAGAUGUGAAAGUGGAGAGUGGAGGAGAUAAACCAAAAACUCGUUCUGCUAAACAACUUUGGCAAACUAUCAAAGAAUCAAUUCAAGAACAAUCCAUUGUUGAUGUUCUUCAAGCAAAAGGUACCGUGCCAUCUGGUUUCCGACCUUCUACUCUGAGUAGUUUAUGGGCUGCCAACUCGGAGUAUCGCAUGGAGAAAGCACUUCAUCCGUCCUUGAGUAAAACAGCAAUGAGCUAUACAGAUUUGUUUUACUCUCCGUCAGACAAACAAAUUUGUCCUUAUAGUGUAAAUAUUUUAAAAAUUGUGAGUAUUCAGUCUUGCCGGAACAUUCCACAAACAGGUCCGGGUAUUGAUGUCCAGUGUCGAUGCAUACGAGUUUGUAUUUUUGAUGGGAAAAAUGUCUUGAGUAACAUACACACAAUCAAAGUGCAAUCAGUUGAUAAAUCUCAAAAGUCUUGGAAUUUUUCUUCUCGUGUCUCCGAUAAUAUGGAUGUCAGUUUACAUACAGAAUUCUUUGUGAGAACAAAUUACUCAGGGAAUCAGAUAAAUUUACUGUUUGAGCUGUGUCUGUCAUAUACCCAACAAGACACCCAGGAACAAGGAAUAUUCAGUUGUGGUUGGACUAAGCUUUUAUUAUCUGAAGAAACCAUGACAAACCGUACUUAUGAAUUGCCCCUUCAUGGUGGAACUCCCUAUGAUAGAGGUAUUCCUCUUGAUUCCAGGUUUUCAAAUGCAGUUGAAGAGAAUUCCUUUCUUAGUCUUUUUACUGGGCACCAAAAGCCAACAUUAGUGGUCAAAGUUUUCCCUCCCAAAAAAGAACAGAAAGAUGUUUUAAACAGUUUACCUCAUACCAUCAUUGGUAACGUGUGCCUGAUGCAUUUUUAUGCAUUGUACCGGAACAUUCUGGCAAAGGCUCUCCUACGAGACAGAAUCGAUUCAGAUAACACGGAGCUGAUAUCGAGUUCGGUUUUGGCAUCUUUCCCUUUGGUUGCAGAUCAAUUUGACAUGAUGCAAUUACUUCGUGACACUUGGAUUGAGAAGCAGAAAGAGAGGAGUCGAACAGCUCGACGGGACAGCAACACCCAUAAGAAAAUGUUUAUAGAUAGUUUCCUGGAGACUGUUUACCCAUUUUCCCAUAUAUUGACCCCUGGAGUACCUACGACAGGCAUAGACACAAGCCAAAGGCAAUAUGAUGCCAUACGGAAAUUCAAAGAUUUGAAAUCAGAACGAGGAUCUACACUGGCCGUAUUGUUGAGUGAUGAUUUCACUUAUGAACCAAUGAAACUAAGUGAAGUAACAUUUUCUGUUUUGAAAGAUAAUGAAUUCAUAAGUGAGGCAUGAUUCAGAACAAAAAGGAGGCAAAAAAAACCUCAAACGCCUGUCUUUGUGAGAAAGACUAAAUCUUGAAGAAAAGGUUUGAUGUGUGAUGAGAUGAAAGAGAGAUUGUUGUUUCAAGCAGGGAUUCUUUGAUUUAUUUCUAUGUAAAUUACAACUGAUGAAGGCCACUACACCACCAGUGGACUACCAUUUUCUAAUUACUGUCAGGUAAAUCUCAUUGAGAUUUGUCUGACAUUGCUGCUAACAGUCAGGUAAUUUUGCCAGGUACUUAAUCAGAUUUGUGUACUUAGGGGUUGAUAUGUUUGUUUGAAACUGUAUUGUACUAAAUAUACUAAAUGUAUUUGUGAGUCCUGAUUAGUCAAUGUUACAAUCUCACCUGUACAAGCACACAUAUUUCGAAAUAUAAUCAAAACAAACACCUUUCAUAUCCAAGAAUAUCUAAGCACAAAAACACUAUAUAUACAUGCAUAUGUAUGUGUGUGUGUAUAUAUAUAUAUAUAUGGAUAAAAACAGUUUGAUUCCAAUUCGUUGGUAAUCUUGAAUUUCAAGCAUGAUGCUAGUCGUCAGCCAUUAUAUAUAUACACACACACAAACAAUGGGCUUCCAUACAGUUUCCAUCUAAUUCCAGUUACUAGCACAGUAGAAGACACUUGCCCAAGGGUACUGGGCAGUGAGGUAGAACACAAAACCACCUGGUUUCAAAGCAAAUUGUUCUCAUAGCCUAGACUUGUGUAUACAUUGCUCGUACAGGUGGAUGCACGACAUACCACAUGUCAGGUGUGUUAUGUCAUGCAGAGCAAUGAGAGAUGAAAUGUUUUGUUCAAGAACACGAUGCCUCGGCCAGCCCGGGAACUGAACCUACGAUCUCAUAAUUGUAAGUGCAACACCCUAACCACUAGGUCAUGUGCCCUCACUAUGUAUACAUAUACUCCUAUGCAUAUAUGCAUGCAGACGUAAGUAUUUAACACCAUAGAUACACACACACACACAGACAUACACACACACACACACACACACACAUUAACCCAUGCAAAUGUGGAAAAGUGGAUGUUAAAAUGAUGACGAUUCUCACACACACACACACACACAAUCAUGUUGAGCUUGUUCCCCCUCCACCGCCAUCUUCGUUCUCUCUGACACACUGUGCCUUGCAAUUUUGGAACAGCACUUUCACAUUUAUUGUUUACAUAAUAUUUCCAUCUCCUGGUUGAGCAGUAGAACUCAUAAAAAUGGACAGGAGUUCAACUGUUUCCAGGGAUAAACACUUUUGAAGGGAUUUCAUUGGGGAUUUUAUCCACAUAUAAACCAAACUCAACUGUGAGCAGUAAACUCCACAGACUUUCUUUGUAAUUCUUUGUAUAAAUCAUGAAUAUGAAUAACUUGUGUGUGUGUGUGUGUGAAUUACUGAUACUUUUAUGAUGCAGAUUGACCAGCAAUUUAAUAAAAUAACAGAUGGGGAAUCUGUAACCUUUAAAUAAAGAAAUUUUAUUCUAUUAACCUCAGUAAAAUAUUAAAACAAUUUAUAUAAAAAUU